Pogona vitticeps (central bearded dragon) is the source of this 2355-nucleotide messenger RNA. NCBI's taxonomy places the organism in Eukaryota, Metazoa, Chordata, Lepidosauria, Squamata, Agamidae. The record is from RefSeq and is a predicted model, not a curated record.
CUAUCCAUGCUGGAAAGAGGCUGCCGGCGUGGCCCACGGCCGGGCUGUGACCAAGAUGAGUUCCUCCUCGCUGCUGGAGGGCAGCUCCAUCGAGCCGCCGGUGCUGUUGAGCGACAUCAAGACGGAGCCGCCUGAGGAGCUCCUGGCCAGCGAUGGCAACCAGCCCCAGGCCGAGCCGGUGGACCUCUCCCUCAACAAGCCCAAGGCCUCCCUGUUGCCUCCCGCCUCCUCCUCCUCGUCCUCCUCCGCCUCCUCCUCGUCCUCCUCGCUGCCUUCCUCCGUCCGCUCCUCGCCCAAGCUGGCCACCCCGCCCGUCCAGGCCCCCGUGGUCUCCCUGUCGCCCACGGGGCUGGGCUCCUCUUCGGCCAUCCCGGCGGUGCUCUCCCCGGGCUCCAUCCUCGCCUCCACCCAGGGCAGCGGCGGGCAGCAGAUCCUCCACGUCAUCCACACCAUCCCCUCCGUCAACCUGCCCAGCAAGAUGGGCAGCCUCCAGACCAUCCCGGUGGUGGUGCAGUCCCUGCCAGUGGUGUACACGACCAUGCCCAGCGAUGGGGUCACGGCUGCGAUCACUGUGCCCCUCAUUGGGGGCGACGGCAAGAACGCUGGUUCUGUGAAAGUUGACCCCAGUUCCAUGUGUCCCGUUGAGGUGAACAGCGACAGCGAGACCAGUGCCUCGGAAAGCGGUCAGCCCUCCUUGUCCGACCUCCAGAGAGAGUCCUCGGCGGCCGGACGGAUGCAAUGGGCAGAGUCUCCUGACCUCAAGAAGAGGCGGAUCCACCAGUGUGACUUUGAGGGUUGCAACAAAGUCUACACUAAGAGCUCCCACCUGAAAGCCCAUCGGCGGAUACACACCGGAGAGAAGCCCUACAAGUGCACCUGGGAAGGCUGUCCCUGGAAGUUUGCUCGCUCGGACGAGCUGACCCGGCAUUUCCGGAAGCACACCGGCAUCAAGCCGUUCCGCUGUUCGGACUGUGACCGCAGCUUCUCGCGCUCCGACCACCUGGCUCUGCAUCGCCGGAGGCACAUCAUGAUGUGAGGGGGGGUGUUUGAGCCUGCCCCCUCCGAUCGGGCCACCAAGGGAAGAGGGAGCGGCUUCCUACAGUGGCGGCCUGAUCCUCGCCUGAUUCUUGCCUCUGCUGCGGACACGGCCGGCCGGCGCCAGCCACCCUGCAGCCUCUUCCUCCAUCCUGGUCCUUGCCCUUCUCAGACUGAGCCACGACCUCGUUUGGCCUCCCAGCAGCCUGCUUUCUGCCCACCGGCUGAGAAGGAGCUGUUUCCGGGGAAAGGCAGUGUUGGGAGGUGCGUUCGCACGUACUGGAGUUGCAGGCCUGUGGAAUCCUUGUACAGAAGGGGCAAAGCCUCGCUGGCAGGAAUGGACGUGCUUUGGUUGGGGGGGCGCUCGCUGCCUGCUUCAGUAGGGGUCCGUGCCAAGAAAGGGGGGAGGCAAAAGGUGGCCCCCUUCUUUCUGUUGGGUGGAAUAAAGUGCAGCCCAGUGAGGAGGAGCCUUGCCAACCCCCCCAGGCCCCUUGGUCCUCGAGGCUGGUGUGGAGUCUUGAGUUCUUAAGGAGGGGGGCCCUGGGAAGUGCACAAAAACCAGAACCCCCCCCCAAACCAGGAAUCACUGGGGAAGAAACAGGACUCAGAAUAGACUGGUUUUUAAUGAACGUUUUUAACGAGCACUGAAGCAAAGUCUAUAUUUGAAAUCUGACUUGGAACCCUCGGUUUGAUCUUCACAUGUUCAGAACUGGAUGUGUUUGGCAUGAUUCCUCUGUGGAUUUUGAGGUGAGCUUUAGAGCUUCUUGAAGUCUGGACUUUAUACUUCAGCCUCCCCUGAAACCGAUGACCUCAAGAGACUGAUUUCAUGGAUUUUUUUUGGUGAAAAUUUUUGUUCCACCGUUAUUUUCUUUUUGAGUUCUGAAAAUUGUUCAUCUUUGGGAACUCUGUGUGUGUGUGUGUGUGUGUGUGUGUGUGUGUGUGUGUGUGUGAGUGAGUGAGUGAGUGUUGGAAGCUUCUCACGUGGUCUGAUCUGUGGACGGCAGCUGAUUCCAUCUCGGGCGUUGGACUGCUCCAUAUCUUUCCCACGGGGUCACAGGCACCCAGGAGUGAUUUACCCAAGAGGGAAUAUGGUUGUGCUGAUUGGAAGACUGCAGAGGAGGGGGGGGGGACAGAGAAUUCUUGGGGAGCAGGGAAAGGGAAAACAUCCACAGAAUGCAAGUGCAGAGUUUCUUGAAUUUGUCUCCCUGUUUGGGACUGAGAACAGAAAUGAGUUUUUGCAACACAGUCCGCUGGACAUGAAUGAGUGUGUGUGAGGGUGUGUGUGUGUGUGUGUGUGUGUGUGUGUGUGUGUGUGUGUGU